AUGUCCAAAUUGUUCUCCCCCAUCCAGGUCGGCCGCAUGCCCCUGGCCCACCGUCUCGCCAUGGCUCCCAUGACUCGAUUCCGUGUCGACGACAACCACGUCCCCCUUGACCUUGUGACGCAGCACUACGAGCAGCGUGCUGCUGUCCCCGGAACCCUCUUGAUCACGGAAGCCACCAUCAUUGCACCCAAUGCUGGCGGAUACCCCAAUGUUCCCGGCAUCUGGAACGAUGCGCAGAUUGCGCAGUGGCGCAAGGUGACCGACGCCGUCCACAAGAAGGGCUCGUACAUCUACAUGCAGCUCUGGGCCCUGGGUCGCGUCGCCAACCCGCAAUUCCUUAAGGCCAACGGCAACCAUGACGUCGUGUCUAGCAGCCCUGUUGCUCUCGACGAUGGCCCUGUUCCCCGCGAAUUGACCGAGACGGAGAUCCACCAAUACAUUGCCGACUAUGCGCAGGCAGCAAAAAAUGCCAUUGCGGCUGGAUUUGACGGUGUCGAGAUUCACGGUGCCAACGGGUACUUGAUUGAUCAGUUCACUCAGGACACCGUUAACAAGCGUACCGAUGCCUGGGGUGGAAGCGUUGAGAACCGUUCCAGAUUCGCUCUUGAGGUUAUCCGUGCUGUGUCUGAUGCUAUUGGUGCGGACCGCACUGCUAUCCGCUACAGCCCUUUCAGUACUUUCCAGGGUAUGCGCAUGGAUAAUCGCAUUGCUCAAUUCACUCACCUGGCUGAGAAGACCGCCGAGUUCAAGCUGGCCUUUGUGCAUCUUGUCGAGCCACGCAUCUCCGGAGGUGCUGAGGGGCUGGUUUCGGAGGAAGAUUCUCUGGAUUUCUUCGUUAAGGCGUACCGCGACGCUAGCCCUCUUGUUGUUGCCGGUGGCUUCAAGGCUGAUUCGGCCAAGGAGGCGGUUGAUGUGCAGUACAAGGAUCACGAGGUCCUUGUUGGAAUUGGCCGCCCCUGGACCGCGAACCCCGACCUGCCGUUCAUGAUCCAGAACAAUGUUCCUCUCCGCCCUUACCAGAGAGAGGUCUUCUACUUGCCCAAGGACCCCAAGGGUUACAUUGAUUAUGACUUCAGUGAAGAGUUCAAGGCCGUCAAGGUUGCUGCUUGA
Molecule: messenger RNA, 1110 nt
Organism: Aspergillus tubingensis
Lineage: Eukaryota; Fungi; Ascomycota; Eurotiomycetes; Eurotiales; Aspergillaceae
Product: alkene reductase
Exons: 1
Coding region: 1-1110 (369 amino acids)
Molecular function (GO): NADPH dehydrogenase activity; FMN binding
Source: RefSeq, a predicted model, not a curated record